Molecule: messenger RNA, 1775 nt
Organism: Nicotiana tabacum (common tobacco)
Lineage: Eukaryota; Viridiplantae; Streptophyta; Magnoliopsida; Solanales; Solanaceae
Product: chalcone synthase G
Biological process (GO): polyketide biosynthetic process
Molecular function (GO): acyltransferase activity, transferring groups other than amino-acyl groups
Source: RefSeq, a predicted model, not a curated record
AUAAGCACAUGUAACUAUUACUCUGUAUCCCACUAGUGAUUACUUACCAGAAAAAUGGCAAGCCUUUGCCAUAUCCCCUUCCAAAAACAAAUGUCGAAUUGUCGAACUGUCCAUCCAAUAUUUGGACAAAAGUCUCGACUCUUGAUAAAAAACCUAGCAAAAUCAUUUGUUCCGGCAAAAACGGCCACUGUUGAGGAAAUUCGUAGGGCACAACGGGCGGAGGGGCCGGCCACCGUGUUGGCCAUCGGAACAGCCACUCCUUCCAAUUGUUUUUAUCAAUGUACCUAUCCUGACUAUUUUUUCCGUGUCACUAACAGCGAGCAUAAAACCAAGCUUAAGGAGAAGUUUAAGCGCAUGUGUGAUGGAUCAAUGAUUAAAAAGAGGUAUUUACACUUAACAGAGGAAAUCUUAAAAAAGAAUCCUAAUAUUUGUGAAUACAAAGCAUCUUCCUUUGAUGCUAGGCAAGAAAUUGCGAUUGUUGAAGUACCAAAACUUGGGCAGGAAGCCGCCGAAAAGGCCAUUAAAGAAUGGGGGCAGUCUAAGUCCAAGAUUACUCAUUUGGUGUUUUGCACCACUACUAGUGUGGAGAUUCCUGGCGCUGACUAUCAACUUACUAAGCUUCUUGGACUUGAUCCAUCAGUCAAGCGACUCAUGAUGUAUCAACAAGGUUGUUUUGGUGGUGGCUCUUCUCUACGAUUAGCCAAGGAUUUGGCCGAGAAUAACAAGGGUGCUCGCGUCCUUGUUGUUUGCUCAGAAAUCACUGUGCUCAGCUUUCAUGCCCCAAGUGACACCGAGUUAGAUGUUUUGGUUGGGCAAGCUCUCUUCAGUGAUGGUGCAUCAGCUGUCAUUGUUGGUUCAGAUCCAAUCCUAACUGUGGAAAGGCCUUUGUUUGAGAUUGUAUUCGCAACUCAAACUCUUCUCCCAGAUAGUGGACAUGCAAUCUAUGGUAACCUCUGUGAGUCUGGGCUAGUAGCCCAUAUGCAUAAGGAUGUUCCAAUACUAGUCUCAAAAGACAUUGAGAAGAUCAUAGAGGAAGUAUUCCGGCCUUUGGGCAUUUCAGAUUGGAACUCAAUCUUUUGGGUAGCUCAUGCGGGUGGACGUGCAAUUUUGGAUCAAAUUGAAGUAAAGUUGGGCCUAAAGCCUGAAAAACUCAGGGCUGCAAGGCAUGUCAUGAGUGAAUAUGGGAACAUGGGCAGUGCUUGUGUUCUGUUUGUUUUGGAUGAGAUGAGGAAAGCCUCUAUCAAGGAAGGGUUAGGUACCACUGGUGAAGGGCUGGAGUGGGGCGCGCUUUGUGGUUUUGGACCUGGACUAACAAUUGAGACAAUUGUCCUUCACAGUAUCUCUAUUUAAAUCUCAUGCGCGCACUAUUCUGACAAAAGAAUGGCCUCUCCUGACUGAAUCUGCUGCUGCAUCUGGCUUUCCACAAAUGCCAACAUAUCAUGCUCGGCGUCAUGGUAAACAUAAACUCUUCUAGGAGGCUAAGUGAAAAAAAUUUGCAAAGUAUUUCUCUAACUGAUGAAUCAAAGUUUAGGAGGAUGACAAAUAGAGAUCAAAUGCAUUAAUGGGAGGGCUGAUAAAACAUGCUGUAUCAAAGUAGCUUUCCCACUUGUUGACAGUAAAUAACUUUGCCAUAAUCCUAACUUCUGAAUCACUUUAGUCACCAUAUUAGUUUAAUAUUAAUGUUUUUUUAUUUCUCCUGAUAAAUAUAUGCACUCCAAGAUACUGAAAUGACAAAUUUUUCCUCUUGAAAUACAAAUAUUCAUCCAUUUUAUUCA